Messenger RNA from Fomitopsis serialis, 3921 nucleotides. RefSeq lists its product as uncharacterized. NCBI's taxonomy places the organism in Eukaryota, Fungi, Basidiomycota, Agaricomycetes, Polyporales, Fomitopsidaceae. The coding region runs from base 1 to 3921 and encodes 1306 amino acids. The transcript has 8 exons. The record is from RefSeq and is a predicted model, not a curated record.
AUGUGCUACGCCGUAUGCUCUGCCAGUAUCGCCUCCAUCAAUACCCUCCCUCGCCUACCGCCACCGCCCAUGGGUAUACAGUCCAGAAAGGCGAAGAAGCGCUUCCGGAAGUCUCUCAAGACAUUUGUGAACGCAAUUUUGUGCCGCCACAAGGCCAAACCCGACUGCCGCUGCCUCAUCGUCGUCGAAACCAAGGACGAGGAUUUCGUUCACGUCGAUCCAGGCGCGGACGAUCCUUCUGUCGAACACAUCGACCUUGUGGCUGACAGGGCAGCGUGGAUGGGAGAUUCAAGUGUCCCCAAGCUUCCUGACCUUGGUCUCGGGUCAGCGGUUGCAUGCGAGCCUGCUGUCCGGCUAGGAUCACCCUCGAUCAAUGUCGAAGUCAAUCAAUCAGUCGAGCCUGGACCCAUGGGCAACCUCAGCUUACUGCCGGGGUCGAUCCUACCUGCGUCAUUGACCCUGCCGCUGCCCUCUCGGUUCUGGACCGUGUCAACAUGCGUGCUCUUCCAACAUCCGCAACGAAUUCUACUCCUGCUCCUAGCCGCAGGGCUCUUGGCGGAGAUGCACGCGAUGAGGUCGCUCUCGCUCGCCGAGUACAAGGUCGUGUCUCCAAGAAGGCAUCUCGGGGUGACGGCGGAGAUGAGUCGAAGGGCGGAUGGCGGUGAGAAGGACACUACGGUCGGUGCUCCUACCCACAGGAAGGUCGAGCCUCAGGCUCCGAAGCAAGUCGCUACUCUGGUCCACGAAGUCCUUGUUGUCGUGCCGUCAGCAGCUAACUCAGGCCAGCCAGCGCACGUUUCCGAGCCUUUGCAACUCCCUGUCGAGACGAACGAGGCGACGUUCACCCCUGCCACUCGAGCUCUCUCGCAGCCCCUUGGAUGCGGCGAUGAGGUCUUCAAUGUUCGUGUUGUCCAGGAACCAGAGGCCGUCGUCGCACAAAUCCACGUUACGCCUUUCGAGACCCAUGCCGACCAAGAGCGGGGCACUACCACUGAGGACAAUCGGAGCUCCGUCGGCAUCGUUGCAGCAUCCCCGCUCACCACGACGUCGCUCUCGAACGUUAUCAGCGCCGACAGAUGGCCAAUCGUUCUCGAAGGAACUGUAGAGACAGACGUGCUCACUCAGGUGUUGCCGUCGACGGGCACAGGAGUCUCUGACGCAGUCGGAACGACGACAUACGACAUCAAGACGAGCGCCAAUGUGGGAAACGGAUCCUCGCCUUGUUACAACCGUCGCGGAAUUGCGUCUCGACGACUCAAUGGGCCAACGAAUGAGGAAGUCAAGGUUCCGUGGGCUGUUCCCGGGUCCUUCAUACUUGCGACGCCUAAGGCCGUGCUGGACUACAGCUUCGCACCAACAGAUACGUCCGGCACGCCACCUUACCGGACCCAUUCCCAGUUCUACGGACCGCAGAAGGACAAGGAAGAUGGCAACGUCACCGAGCAGUCCAACGUUUCGCACACCUUUGUGCAGGAGACGAGUGGAAACAAAUCGACGACGUCGACGGUCUCCGUCUCGCCCAGUCCGAAGGCACUGACACAGACUUCAUGUCUUGACUUCCUUGACGUGUCCGCCUUGUCAUCGAGCGCGAUCCCUAACUCGAAGGGACCUACGGGAGCCCUUGUUGACACAUGCCCGUCUCUCCAGGCCAUUGAAGGCGACAAGAUAGCCGUCAUUCGCGCUAUCACAGAGCCGGAGGUUGUCCUUGCACAAACCCACGUAACACCUCCCGAGACCGGUGCCGACCAAGAACGGGAGAAUGUUGAGCCCUGUGAAGAUUAUCGGAGCUGCGUCGACAUCGUUGCGGCGUGCUCGCUCACCAAGAUCCUGCCUUCAAAUGCUGUCAACGCAGACAGCGAGCCCCUCCUUGUCCAAGAGGUCGUAGAGACAAGGGCGUCACACGAACUCUGCCGAAGGCCCCUCAAGCAGCUGAAUUCUAUACCGACACCUACCGAUGACUUAUCCACGAAACCAAAGGAGAUCGAGGUUGCCACCGUCGUCGAAUCGCACCCAAUUGGCUCACUCGACGUGACAAUGGUCAAGGAACAGCAGGUCCCAUUAGAUAUACUGGACGUCUUCUUUCCUGCGAUGCCCAGGGACGUGUUAGACUACAGCUUGGUAUCAACGAAUGCGUCUGCCACGCUGAUUUUCCCGACCCACUCCAGAGCCCACACGCUGCAGGAGAAGCAAACCGGAAGCGUCCCUGAGCAGUCCAACAUGAGUGGGGACACAACGGUAGUAUCAUCGAUCACCGUCAUGCACGGUCCGAAAGCAUCCAUGUGCAAACCAGGUCCCGGCUUAUCGUCUGGCUCCCUUGCUACUUCCACAACGUCAAGCGAGGGUUCCGGCUCGAAGGACUCUGCGCUAGCUCUUUCUCGUUCAUCUCUCCCGGCAAAUGACAAGCCCCUCACUAUAACUGCUCCUAUAUCCCUCGGUGGCCCUGCCCAGGCUCCUGCUCAGGAAUUCGCCAGGAUUGUUGGACACAUCCUCUCUUUCGUUGCCGUGAGCGAGCAGAAGGAACCCAUCGACUGCCUCGCCUCUCCCGAUAUUCCUGCAGCAUUCAACUCAGCCAGUGUGCCUACGGCUGUUCCCUCUGUUGUGCCCACUCUACCUCUCAACGAUCAUGGUUCCCCGAUGAUGACUCGCACAGCUUGCGACGAUCUUCGCAAGCUCAUACAGGUCGAGCGUCAGGCAGCAGACACACGUCGCGCUAUCUUGGAUACCAUGGCGAGACUUUUGGCUAAGCAUGAGCCCAGUGAUGGUACAUUCAGUCCACCCCGUGUUUACGCUAACGAACAACCGGGCAUUAUUGGAUGUGAAGGAUUCGUUCAGCGUAGCCUAGCCGCAGAAGAAGAAUGGGAGCGUGACAUGGGUGGCGUCGUCUCCGCUUUGGUGCAACUCGCCUGCGUCCCUCGUGUCGCAUCAACUCCCCGUGCCGCAUCGACCCCCCGCUUCGUAACAACUCGUCAACCUUCUCACGAGGCUUCCCUAGACACACUGAACAGCUGCAAUGAUAAAGAAGGCCCAUUCAAGAAGACGAGUCGCGAACUUACGGAUGCCGCCACCAAGAAAGCCUUACUUUCUGAAGGCCAGCGCGGCCUUCGGGCGGUUGCAAAGCACGAGCCUCUGAAAGUGGAGAGUGCGCAACGCGAGACUGUCAAGCUCAGGGUGACCGGUCUGUUGAGCAAGGAGAUGGUGCCAAAGAAGACCGAAGACGAGGAGACGACCAACGCAAAGAAGUUGCGGUACCAGGAAUAUGUGGCGCGCAAGGCAUACGAGAAGCGCAUCGAGCAAUUGAAGGAUCAGCCAGUCCCGCUCAUUAAGCUUGAGGAUAAGCUACCUGGACGUCCGGUGGUCCCAGCACUGAUCCGACCGAACCUACUCGUUGCACCUGCAAACCUAUACGCCAACUCAGCAAUGACUACGCCGUUGAAGGACAUGGACGACAUUCGCGCUUCGACAACAUCGUCUCCCUCGGUGACGCCUUCUCGUCUGCCUGUACGCGUAACAACUGCGAAUACGGCCCAAAACGGUGGUCCCGGAUCUGUAUCUCCUGUCAGGCUUACGCUUGACAAGAUCCGAGCUACGGUGUCCGCAAUUGCCUCGCCUCCCUCUCCACCGCGUACUCCAGGCCGCAAGACGACCGCCAUUCCACAGAGCCAGUCGCGCAAGACCCACCCUACUACUGGAGCAUCACGAUUCUCCUCCGUGGCUAGUUCUCCCAUGUCUUCUCCCAUCACGGCGAAGACACCCAACACGAAGUCCAUCGCUGUUUCGAAGAAGGCGCAGACCCUCGCGCCCUGUCGCAACGCCGAAUUGCAAGCCUUCGGUUCCGCGGGUGAUAUCCGCGAAGCGUACGGAAUCCGCGUUCCAGUUGACCUCAACUCGCGAUACGGUAGCCCCUACCACCCCGCCUAUUAG